UGCUUACAUAAGGAACCAAAACAUAUUUUUCCGCUCUCUUUUUGGGGCUUCACCAAACGCAGCCCUAAUUCCAGAGACUUCUCUACUCCUCUCUUCUCCUCCUCAGUGUUUUUCUAUUUGUAUUUCCUCGUCUCCAAGGAACCCGGAAACAACUUCGAUUGCUUUCAGAAAUACCUUGGCAUUUUUAGCUUAGGUCAAAUAGCAUCAAAGUUUGACCCCUCUUUGGUCGAAGUUUUGGGCACAGAGAGAGAGAGAGAGAGAGAGAGAGAGAGAGAGAGAGAGAGAAGGAUUUAAGGUGGGGAUCUGAAAGAAUGGUAGAAGAAUCAGAGCAUACCCAAAAUCUAUGGAUGAGUGUAGAGGAAUCCUCAAGAGUUGAAAUUGACGAUAGUGUGUCAUUGAUGACGGAGUCGAUGAUGACAGAGGAGGACAUCAAAGCUUCACAUCCUCCUCCUCCUCCUCCUCAACCUCCCACAUCUGAUGGUCAAUUGGGUGUUGUAGAGAGAGCCUUCUCGGCCGCCGGUGCCGCCUUUCUCUCGGCAAUCCUUGUCAACCCACUCGAUGUUGCCAAGACAAGGUUGCAAGCACAGGCUGCUGGAGUUCCUUACUCUCAUCCACUAAGUAAUGUUACAAGUCGCAUGGCCUUUUUUGGACCAAACAUGAUGUUUGCAGAUCUAAGGUGUUCUCCAUCAUGCGCCCGUGCUGGUGUUCAUGGUACUGUAUCAAUUUGUCCUCCUGAUUGUUUUCAUUACAAGGGAACUCUAGAUGUCUUCUACAAAAUCAUUCGACAGGAAGGAUUUGCAAGACUAUGGAGAGGCACAAAUGCGGGUCUAGCCCUUGCUGUACCAACUGUUGGGAUCUACCUGCCAUGUUAUGACAUUUUCUGCAACCAGUUGGAGGAAUUCACGGCGCAGAAUAUUCCAAGCAUGACACCUUAUGCCCCUUUAAUAGCAGGUUCACUGGCACGCUCAUUAGCUUGCACAACUUGCUACCCUAUUGAACUUGCUAGAACACGAAUGCAGGCAUUUAAGGAGUUUCAGACUGGUAAGAAGCCUCCUGGUGUAUGGAAGACUUUAAUUGAAGUUGUCUCCCCUGUCAAGAGCCCAAGUAACCUUCAAAACCAUUUGCAGAACUAUCGUGUCCUGUGGACAGGCCUUGGGGCACAGCUUGCUCGUGAUGUCCCUUUCUCUGCAAUCUGUUGGGGAACCCUUGAGCCAAUCAGAAGAAGACUUCUUAGUCUAACAGGUGAUGAAUCCAAUGCAGUCACUGUCCUUGGGGCAAAUUUCUCUGCUGGUUUUGUUGCAGGAAGCCUUGCUGCUACUGCUACAUGUCCGUUAGAUGUUGCAAAAACCCGGAGGCAGAUAGAGAAGGAUCCCGCUAGGGCACUUAGGAUGACAACAAGACAAACACUGAUGGAAGUGUGGAGAGAUGGAGGGAUGAAGGGACUGUUUACAGGUGCGGGUCCUCGUGUUGGGCGUGCAGGGCCUUCUGUUGGGAUUGUGGUUUCAUUUUAUGAAGUGGUGAAGUAUGUUCUACAUCAUCACUAUGCAACUUCAUGACAAGACAGACGGGUUUGAAGUCUUGCUUGACUUGGUGGAGACACUUGUUCUUUGAGAAACACAUGAAGAGGAGCAAUUUUGAUUAUGGUAGAUGGCUCUUCUCAAGUCCUAGUGCUGCAAAUUCUCUCUAUCUCCCCUUUUUUUCAUCCAAUUUUGGCUGUUAUCUGUUCUGACUGUUCAGUUGAUAAGGAACUUUUGUAACAUUUUGGUCAUCCGGUAAACUUCAUUUAUUUAUGUUUUUUGGCUGAGUUGAUCGCAGUUUGCUUAAUUCUUGGUUCAAGGUAUAGUGUCGUGGAACGAUUGAAAAUCUCAAUGAAAAGAACAAUUUGCAUAA
This is a messenger RNA of Camellia sinensis, 1890 nucleotides long. Its product is annotated as mitochondrial carrier protein MTM1. The record is from RefSeq and is a predicted model, not a curated record. Gene Ontology annotation, cellular component: mitochondrion. Gene Ontology annotation, biological process: mitochondrial transmembrane transport. NCBI's taxonomy places the organism in Eukaryota, Viridiplantae, Streptophyta, Magnoliopsida, Ericales, Theaceae.